Electrophorus electricus (electric eel) is the source of this 1009-nucleotide messenger RNA. It is a transcript of the gene atp5pb, whose product is annotated as ATP synthase peripheral stalk-membrane subunit b. Gene Ontology annotation, molecular function: proton-transporting ATP synthase activity, rotational mechanism. The record is from RefSeq and is a predicted model, not a curated record. Gene Ontology annotation, biological process: proton motive force-driven ATP synthesis. NCBI's taxonomy places the organism in Eukaryota, Metazoa, Chordata, Actinopteri, Gymnotiformes, Gymnotidae.
ACCAUCUUUGCUCUUCGCAGAAGGGCACAGUGCGGCCGAAUAGCGUAAGGAGUGGACUCCUUGCUAUACGUUUCGAUCAAUCUUUCUCCCGAUUUUACUGCAGGCAUGCUGUCGAGACUUGUACUCGCUUCAGGUUCUGCACUGAAAAACAGUGGUUCCUUUGGAGCUUGUAUGGUCCAGGCCUCUCGGUCCCUGCAUUCGUCCCCCCAGAGCCUCGCCCCUGUGCCCCCUCUGCCAGAGAAAGGGGGGAAAAUCCGCCAUGGCAUCUUCCCAGAGGAGCUUUUCACACUGCUGUACCCAAAGACUGGUGUUACAGGGCCUUACAUGUUGGGCACUGGUCUAGCGCUGUACCUGCUCUCUAAGGAAAUCUACAUCAUCAACCACGAGACCAUCGCUGCUGCCUCCAUUGGUGCAGUAAUUAUCUAUGGCGUGAAGAAGUAUGGUUCCCAAGUGGCAGCUUUUAUUGACAAACUGAAUGAGGAGAAAGUGGCUAAAGUCCAGGAGGUGAAGGAACUGUCCAUGUCCAGCCUGGCUCAAGCCAUCGAGAAUGAGAAGAAGGAGCAAUGGAGAGUGGAAGGCCGACACAUGCUCUUCGAUGCCAAGAGGAACAAUGUGGCCAUGCUGCUAGAGACCAACUACAGAGAGCGACUACAUAUGGUCACCAACGAGGUGAAGAAGAGGCUGGACUACCAGGUGCAGCUGCAGAAUCUGCAGCGGCGCAUGGAGCAGGAGCACAUGGUCAGCUGGGUGGAGCAGAAUGUCAUCAAGAGCAUAACGCUGCAGCAGGAGAAGGAAAGCAUUGCCAAGUGCAUUGCAGAUCUGAAACUGCUGGCUAAAGCCACCCAGGCCAGAACCACGGUGUAAGUCCCCAAUGAAGGACCAUCACCCAGACCCAGACCCUACCCACAAUGCAGCCAACUGCAUUAUUAUGAAACUGUUUCCUCAUAUCAAUGUUCUGACUGUGUGGUCAAGUGUACAUACACCUACGAAUAAAAUAUUUGGUUAUUCA